AUAACCUCCAAACAGCAAGCGUUCACACAUUCAGGCAGCACACCACGCGCGUGCUGGGCAUAAUAUUUUGGUGGAGGAAUUCCGUGAAGAAAAUCGUGGAAUUCUCGCGUGGUGGCGAAUAAUUUGAAUUUGAAAAGUUUAUCUAACGCGGAAAGUGUGAAGUUUGGUGGGUUUUAGUUGCGGGCAGUGAAGUAAACCGAAAAAGCCCCAAAAUGUCGGAUGUUGAAAUGGGUUCCCCACACAUUAAGAAGGAGAAGAAAAAGAAGAAGAUCAAGCAGGAGCCGGGAGUUGAGGUUGAGAAUUUGGGGGAGAUUCAAAAGUCCGGGGACUUCCAGAUUAAGCCUUCGGAGGCGAUUGCCAAGCUGGAAACGUCCAAGUGGCCACUGCUGUUGAAAAACUUUGAUCGGUUAAACGUCCGUACGAACCACUAUACGCCGUUGCCGUUUGGAUCGUCGCCGUUGAACCGGAAGAUUAAGGAUUACGUUACGUCGGGCUUUAUCAACUUGGACAAACCGUCGAAUCCGAGCUCGCACGAGGUCGUCGCAUGGAUCAAGAAGAUCUUGAAGGUGGAGAAGACCGGUCACUCGGGAACGCUGGAUCCCAAGGUGACGGGAUGUUUGAUUGUUUGUAUUGACCGCGCCACCCGGCUGGUCAAGAGUCAGCAAAGUGCUGGCAAGGAGUACGUGGCCGUUUUUAAGCUGCACUCGGCGGUGGAUUCCGUUGCGAAGGUCAACCAAGGGUUGGAGAAGCUGCGGGGAGCUCUGUUCCAGCGACCGCCACUGAUUUCGGCCGUUAAGCGGCAGCUUCGUGUCCGUACCGUGUACGAUUCCAAGUUGUUGGACUACGACGAUCAGCGCAACAUGGGUGUGUUCUGGGUCAGUUGCGAGGCAGGUUCCUACAUUCGUACCAUGUGCGUGCAUCUGGGUCUGGUCACCGGCGUCGGAGGUCAGAUGUUGGAGCUUCGUCGUGUUCGUUCCGGUAUCCAGUCGGAGAAGGACGGAAUGGUCACCAUGCAUGACGUGCUGGACGCUCAAUAUCUGUACGAAAAUCACAAGGACGAGUCCAUGCUGCGGAGGGUGAUCAAACCGCUGGAAGGUCUGCUGAUUGGCCACAAGCGUAUCAUCAUGAAGGACAGCUCGGUCAACGCGGUUUGCUACGGUGCCAAGAUCAUGAUUCCCGGAGUGCUUCGUUACGAGGAUGGAAUUGAGGUUGAUCAGGAAAUCGUCAUCGUGACCACCAAGGGUGAAGCGAUCGCGCUGGGAGUGGCCCUCAUGACGACGGCCACGAUGGCCAGCUGUGACCAUGGAGUUUGCGCCAAGAUCAAGCGCGUCAUCAUGGAGCGUGACUUGUACCCGCGCAAGUGGGGUCUCGGACCGAAGGCCUCCAUGAAGAAGCAGCUGAUUGCCAGCGGAAAGCUGGACAAGUUUGGCAAGCCCAACGACAAGACGCCAAAGGAGUGGCUGACCGGCUACACGGAUUACAACAAGGCCAAGCCGAGCAACGGAAACCAGGUCGCCGCCGAGGAGGACGAUGAAGUCGUCGGUGGAAAGCGCAAGCUGAGCAUCGGAAGUGCCGCCGACAACUCGAUGGACACUUCGGCCAUCGACGCCAGCGAGGGCAAGGAGAAGAAAAAGAAGAAGAAGAAGCAAAAACAGGACGAAGAAGCGCCUGAGGAAGCCGCCGCGGAAGCCACCGAGCCAGCGGAGGCCGAUGCCACUGAAGAGACCUCCGAAUCCAAGAAGGAGAAGAAGAAAAAGAAGAAGGACAAGAAGCAGCAGGAGGAAGCAGAAUAAGUGUUGCUCAAUUUCUCGCGCAGCGUCGUCUUCUCGGUGGACCGGUGGCCCAGUCCACGCCGUAAUACUACUACUUUACACGCGACUAGGGCCAAAGGGCGCUCUAUCGUACCACAACAAUCCUAAUUUUACACACAGUGUGCAUUUCUGCUGAACUGAUUUGCUGUGGACUUUUUUGUUUUAGAAUUCAAACCAUCUUUUUUACACAAUACAAAGUCAAAGUGAAUACACACACAUUUGCCAGUCAAAGUAAUUCAGGUUUAGCUAGUACACGAUGGAAACAUUUGCGUUCAAGAACUUCGAUAGUGUCAGAUUGAAAAUGUUACGAAAGUAUGCUUCGUAAGCGGAAAAUACAAACCAAGCUUCGGAUAGGACUCUUUAUCCAACACGUGAUUGGGCGCUGAACAAAUGGCGGUACCUUUCUGUUGCGGAGGUAUCGUGAAUUUGUUGCAAGACAAAGUUUGUUUAAAUGUACUUUUAAGAUGAUUGAAGAAUUAUAUUUGCUAAUUGUAAAAUUA
Culex quinquefasciatus (southern house mosquito) is the source of this 2311-nucleotide messenger RNA. RefSeq names its product H/ACA ribonucleoprotein complex subunit 4 (gene Nop60B). The record is from RefSeq and is a predicted model, not a curated record. The transcript has 4 exons. Lineage: Eukaryota; Metazoa; Arthropoda; Insecta; Diptera; Culicidae. The coding region runs from base 213 to 1793 and encodes 526 amino acids. Gene Ontology annotation, molecular function: pseudouridine synthase activity; RNA binding. Gene Ontology annotation, cellular component: box H/ACA snoRNP complex. Gene Ontology annotation, biological process: snRNA pseudouridine synthesis; rRNA pseudouridine synthesis; box H/ACA sno(s)RNA 3'-end processing.